Frankliniella occidentalis (western flower thrips) is the source of this 4328-nucleotide messenger RNA. RefSeq names its product AN1-type zinc finger protein 6 (gene drn). The record is from RefSeq and is a predicted model, not a curated record. Gene Ontology annotation, molecular function: DNA binding; zinc ion binding. NCBI's taxonomy places the organism in Eukaryota, Metazoa, Arthropoda, Insecta, Thysanoptera, Thripidae.
GGUUGCUGAUUUACUGACGAGGAUAGAAGACUGAAUAUCAAAGAUUCUCUUUCAUUUUCAAUAUCUUUCCGUCCGCACAACUGCGAAACUACCCGUUAGCGAUGGAGAGGGAGUCGAACCAGAUGCAGACGCAGUGUAGAUCUGGGUGUGGAUUCUACGGGUCUCCAGCCACAGACGGGCUCUGCUCGCUCUGUUAUAAGGAAGCAUUAAAAAAGAAACAACAACCUCCAGUCUCAUCACCAGCUGCUUCAACAGCAUCAAGCAGCAAUAAUGGACCUUUUGUAUCUGCAUCAACAGUAGCCUCAGCUGUUGAUACAGCUUUACCUACCAUCCCUGUAAUUUCAGACCUUUGCAGUAAAGAGACAAGCUCUGAAAAUGGUGAGGGUGCAGGUAGCAAUGCAGACUGUGCCUCAAAUGCAGAGGGUGAUGACAGCAGCUUUGAUGGCAAAGAUUCACAAGACAAGGAUGGAAAAAGGAAGAAGAACCGCUGUGCAACAUGCCGCAAGAAGGUCGGACUUACAGGGUUCGAAUGUCGAUGUGGGGGUCUCUUUUGUGCGAUGCAUCGAUACAGUGACAAGCACGAAUGUACCUUUGACUACCGGGAGCUCGGGGCACAGGAAAUUCGCCGCAACAACCCUGUUGUUGUGGGCGAAAAAAUUAAGAAGAUAUAAGAUAAUGUUAUGGCAUCCUGAGACAUUAAAUUUCGGGCAGCUUGAGACUACAGCGAUGUCAUGGCAUGACACACACCACCCUGCACAGCUGCACCUCUCUCCACUAUGCACAUGCUGACCUCAAAUUAGUGCCAUGGUGAUAACUCAUCUUUAGUACAUGAUCAGGAAGCAAAUUGGUUUUCUACCUCUCCAUGCAGCAAUGCCCUACCUUAACCCCACCCCCUCAAACCGACUCCCUGGACCAAAACCCCAUGAACUAAUGUCCAGGCUCGGCCUUGAACAGGUGUUUGUGAUAAAAAUCAUUGUUUGAAUAAAAAUGGUAAAAAUUAUGAAUGGUGUUUUUUGAUACAGUGAAAUUAAAGUUGUGUGUUGCUUUUAUAGAAAAAGAGAAGAAAACUUGUUUUGAAUAGCAUAGGUGCUUGAACUUGGGAUAUACAGGUGUACAUAAUCAGUAGCUUGGUCAGUCUGCCAGGUGUGUUAUUUCAUGUACCAUACGUGCUCGUGCUCCAUGUGAGGAAAGGUGACUAACUUGAGUCUAUUGUACUUCAGUGCUUAAACUGUUGUGACCACUCCUUACUCAUUUGAUGCUUGUUUUGGUUUUGUGUAUAAUUUCAUCCACUCUUAUGUAUUCCAACUAAGGUAUCAAUUAAAAUACUUCAGUUGUAAGAGUUUGUAGGGAUUGAAGUUUUCAAAAGCAUGUUUUAACCGGAGGAAGUGCAAAGAAUGGUUCACCUGAGUGGAUGGGGUUUAAUACACACUUAACUAUCAACCUUAUUCAAGCUUAGACCAGAUAAUGACAAACAAGGAUUGAUAGUUUGAAAAUAUUUUAAAAAGGUGUAUUAAUUUUACUUUUGUCUAUUAGUUUUUAUUUACCUUUGCCUCAUGUUUGGAUGGGAAAUGCUUCAUUAAGAGAAAGUAUAUAUUAAAAAAAGUAUAUUGUAAAUUUUGUCCAAUAUGUGUGCCUAUGUGAGAGCACAUGUCGUCUUGUGUACAUGUAAAUGUUCCGAGAGCUGUGUGUUACUUCUGUACCAUGUGUGAAUGAAAGCAUGUUUGAGCGAGUGCCUGUGAGUGAGAGUGAAAAACUUAUUUUAAUGGAUGUGAGACUGCACUGCUGCAACCAGUGGAUAGUGUGGUAUGUGCACAACAGCAUGGUUAAUUGUUGCAUCAUGCAUGUGCUCCUGUCAAGUGUUUCUUGGAAUUAGUUUUGCCUGAGACUUUUAAAGCUCAAGACUUUUGUUCUUUCUUUUUUUUUGUUUCCAAAGGAUUUAAGUUUUGGCUUAUUGUAUGUUAUGUACCAUUGCAAACGAGAGAGUGUUACUGUAGAAGACUACCUUUCCCACAGCAGUGAGUGGACUAGACAAUUGGAUUCUUUCACGCUAGAAAUCAAGAUACAAGCACUUAUGGUAACAGAACAUAUACCUUCAUUCAAGAGAUUUAAAAGAUUUUGUAUUCUUAAACACUGUGUCCUCUAAAAAUAAUUUGAUGUGAAUAUUGGUAAAUUAGAAAAGAAACACUAGCUGUUACUCAUUAUAAAUGUCAUCUUGUGAAUUAUUGAAUUGCUUGUGUACAGUAACAGUUGUUGGCCAUGAAUGUGCAGAAACCCUGUGCUGUCAAGUAGUCAACUAGGAUCUCUAUUGAACAUUAAACACAACUGAACUUGAUGUAUGUAAGCCUAUUCGUAGGAUGAUAUUUAUGUUUUGGCUGAGAACCGAAUGUCUGUCAAAAAGAGAAGUGAGCCCUUUGAAAGCAUUCCUUCGGACAAAAUAUUAAUGGACAGUCAUUACCAGAUUUAAGUGCAUCACCAAAGCUUAGUAAAUGGCCCGAAUAUCAUCCUAUGAAUGGAAUGAGCAGUUUUGUGAAAGUAAGUCAUUUAGUACAGCUAGAUGUUCUGAUAAGUGCUUGUGUUGGUUUUCAACCAACUAGCAACCAGUCUAACUGAAAGCAUAGUCUAGCCAUUAGCCUGUUUGGUUUGGUUUCUGCCUGCCCCGCUCCUCUUCUAGGUGUGUGAUGUGAUAUGUGCAGCCGAGUCACCUGAGAAUGGCCGCCAAGUCUGUUAUGUUUACUCAGUCACUUGCCAAAGUAAUGGGUUGUCACUAUGCAGUUAAGUGGAGCAGUGAAUUAGGUUAGAGAGAAGUCGCUGCUAAUUUUGCUCAAUUCUGUUUAAAUGUAUAAUCUUUGUACUACUCGUUCCUGUUCUGAAUGCUGAAGUGCAACUCUGUGUACAGAAACGAGUUAGGUUCUUCAUCUCACCAUUUUCCUGCGUCCAAUCCAUAACUUUGGGAGGUUAAACAAGAACUGAGAGCUUCAGGUGUAGCUCGGCCGUCCAUGAAGUAAGUGACUGUGGUUCAAAUAUUGUGAUUCAUUAAUAUAUAGAUUUUUUUCUUUAGUGGGUAAGCAUCAUCAGAGAACCAGCGUCACUGCAAAGUCAUAGUGUUUCCUUGCUGACAUAAUUCUGACAAUAAAUCAUAUCCUAUGUUACUGGAAAUUUAAUGGUCUCAAUUAUUUUGACCUGUCUGACGGUCUCUCAAAAUACACUCCCGGAGAUAAGCCAAUUGAUAAUUCUGUUUUUGUUCAAUAUUUGGUUUCGUUUUAUGUAUCCUACCUUUUUUUUUUUUUUUUGUCUUGACAUUGCCAAUGCCUUGGUUCUCUGGCUUUCUCACUGUGCCAGAAUAGCAGUGGUCCAUCUGCCUAUCUUUGUUGGUGUUUUAGUCUGUGUACCAUUCGUGAUAGUCAUUUUACAAAGGAACUCAAAUGUAUAUAAUGUUUGAAAAAUCCAUCAGUUCUGCUUACAUUAUUGUUUCUACACUUGAGACUUACCGGUACAUUAAUACUUGAUAUGUGGUUGCAACUUGAACUUGUAUGUGUGGUGCAAACCCAACUAUGUUUGAGACGACUGAGGUAUUUGCUAGAAAAUGUAAGAAGCCAGCGCCAUUCAGAUAUAAUUUUAAGUUGAAUACUAUUCCGUUUAAGCAACCUUCAAUGAAGCUACUCACUGUAUGUGGUGUUUGCUCUUGCAUGGUUGCGUUUUAAUUGCAGAGAAACGAUAAUUGUCAAUUUGUAUGAGGAUAUCUGAAGUGGAGCGUGAGUAAUCUGACUGAACAAACCUGUAGAAAUUAAGGAAGAACCACUGCCGAUUAUUUUUUGUUGUUUUCCGGUUUUGCAAAAUGACACCAUUUUUCCAUAUUUUAUGUGGCCUCAUGAGAUACUGUACCAGAGGACCCACCACAAGGAUGGCAGGAAUUCAAUGUGAGGCUUUGUUUUAAUUGUAUAAUUUUCCAGAUUGAAUUGCUUACUAUAUGUAAAGUACUGCUGGUUUUGUUAAAUCCAUAGCCAGGAGUAGAAUUUUGUCUUGCUGAGUUUGGUAAAGUCAUCUAUCUACGGAUCUGUUGUUUCUCUUUCCUUUUUUUCUCUUUUUGUUAAGUUUGUAGCAAGACAAAAGUUCUUGCUCCUGGUCAAGUUUCUUUUGUAAAUUUUGUGAAAAAAGAAGCUAGUUGUGUAGAGUUGAUCAUCAUCAUUUAUUAAUUCAUUUAUAUUUUACUCAUUCACAUUUCAUGUAUUUCUCUUCUCACAACAGUAGUCCUUGAUUUUAAACGUCUAUGAUUAUUGCUCUAAAACAUUGUAUGUAAGGUAACUAAUAAAAAUAUCCUUAUGAAUCAA